This is a messenger RNA of Colletotrichum siamense, 2130 nucleotides long. Its product is annotated as Zinc finger protein. The record is from RefSeq and is a predicted model, not a curated record. The transcript has 8 exons. The coding region runs from base 1 to 2130 and encodes 709 amino acids. NCBI's taxonomy places the organism in Eukaryota, Fungi, Ascomycota, Sordariomycetes, Glomerellales, Glomerellaceae. Gene Ontology annotation, cellular component: chromatin. Gene Ontology annotation, molecular function: DNA-binding transcription factor activity, RNA polymerase II-specific; RNA polymerase II cis-regulatory region sequence-specific DNA binding; zinc ion binding. Gene Ontology annotation, biological process: regulation of transcription by RNA polymerase II; DNA-templated transcription.
AUGGAUGUCACUUUACCUCGACCGUUCAAAUGCGCUACGUGUAAAAAGGGGUUCACGCGCCAGGAGAACCUGAAGCGCCAUGUCAAUACGCACCACAAGGGACGGAAUGCACCUGUGUUUCCAUGCUCUCAAUGUAAUGCCAAGUUCGCGCGUAGCGACUUGAGGAAACGCCAUGUUGAAAAUUGCCACGUCUCGACCUCCGCGUCGCCUUCGAAAACAGCUCCCCCGCCUUCCCUGACACCGACGGUCGGAGAUUCUCCAAGCACAGCAGCAUGGCUGGAUGUACUGCUAACGCAUCCCCCGCAACCUCAAGGCGACAUGCUUGAGCCGAUGCAACAGAUCAGCCAGAGCUAUGAACAGACAUCACCGGCUGAAAUCCGUUGCGUCGAGAGCUUCUUCGAAGGCUUCCACCGCAACUUCCCGAUACUCCACGAGGCCUCUUUUCACAUUGUGUCGACCCAGGUACCGCUCCUGAAUGUCAUCACUUGUAUAGGCAGUCUUUAUUGCGAAUCGACUGUAGAUGAAGCGACCCGCAAGGCAGUCUUUGAGUCGACGUUGUCUUCGCUGCAGCAAUAUGUGGAACAAAACCGAUCGAGAUAUCAAGAAACAUGGGUUUUGCAGACUUUCCUCCUCCUCGAGUUCCUCGGUAUUUACGGCGGCAACGACACGAGCUUCCUCAAAGCGCAACGAAUACACCGCGACCUGAUCGAUGCCAUUCGACUACUCCAGAUGUCGCAAGAUAGUUCGAUCGAAUCUCUUUCCAUGACCUCGGGAGAAGAUAGCGGCUACGGUGAAGAGGGUGACGAGGACGACAUGCAAGAGCCUGUGAGUGCGGAAGCUCUCAACGAGCAGUGGCAAGACUUCAUACGAAAGGAGUCAAAAAAGCGUUGCGUGUACAUGCUUUAUCUCCUGGAUUCCCAGCUCGCGAUUCUCUGCAAUCUCCGACCGAUGCUAUCAUCUCUCGAGAUCAAGUACGACCUUCCAUGCUGCGAAGACAUAUGGUUAGCGCGCUCAGACAGAGAUUGGUUCGAGAAGAGGCGACAGCGCUUCAAGUCUUUUGACGAACCCGACGAUCAAGCCUACGCGCAUGAGACGCCUCCAAGUCAGGGCUUCUUCUACGAAGCGUCUCAGACCCUACUUCACGCCAAUCGAAACGACGACAGCCAGAGGGGGCCCGGAGAGAAACACAAGCCGAAGAAACUGAGAUUGCUAUGGGCAUCUCCAUUCGCUGCCGUCAUCUUGGUGACGCAACUACAGAUGAUGGCUCGCGAGCUUACCCAUGCCAGUUGUCUGCUAGAGCGCCCCAAAGCUCAACGGCGCGCCCUGUCUAUAUUGACCGAUAAACAACACGCGCAAAUCUCCCAAGCCCUCAAAAGUAUUGCCGAGUUGGUACCGCGAAGUCAGAAGCCAGUCUUCAGCUUCUUCGACUUUGGCCGUAUGGAUGUUCUGUCGGAUAGCCAUGAUGACCAAACGCCUCUGUGGCACACCUUCUGGAUAUUGUGGUAUUACACGUCUAUCACUCUAUCGCAUCCAGACUCUCUGCUGGUUAGUGGAGUAGUAGAGUCUAACCUGCCGUUGGCUAUUGCUACUGCCGGUCACUUGGCAACCCCAAGAAGUAAAGACAAGCGGGACAUCUAUGAGGAUCGUGACGUGUUCAGAAUACUCAAUGAUCUUGAAAUGGCUCUCGAUCUUCUAAAUCCGAUCAAGUCUACUGCCCCUCCUGCCCUCGAGAACCCCUUCAUAACACUCCUCGGCUUCAAGAUCUGCCUCGUAGGCUGGCGUCUAGUCCGUCUGACAAUGCCAGCCGCACAACGCAGUAACGACAACAGCGGAGGCAUGAUGCUGGGUAACAGCAAUAAUGGAAGGUCAAACCCAAGUCGCUUUGUGCUGGACGCCAUCAUGGCUUGCGUUGGAACUGGAGGAGACGAUGAUGCAGAGAAUGCUGCGGCCGCGCUAGCUAUGCUGGACAGACCUGUUGAUCUUGCGAGGAGCGAAGUGCGCUUUUUGGAAUGGAUUGUGGCGAACUUUACGAAGCGAACGACAUGGCCAGUCGGAAGCUGGGUUGCGGCGGUCAUGCAUGAGAGUCUAGCAAAAGCGAGGGAGGCGUACGCAGCGCCAAUGAGUGAAUGA